AUGUUACAAAGACCGGAAAAGUGCAUGUUUUUGGGUGUAGACUUUGGAGCUUGUACGUCACGCAUUGCCUUACUUGACCCUGUCAAGCCGAUGCCCAUUAUCAUCCGCAAUGAUCUCAGCAACGAGACAACCAGCACGAUAGUUUCUUAUCCCGUUAACGAAGCGCGUUGUAUUGGUGAGGCAGCCGCCUCCAAACAGAUCACAAGAGUGAAGGAAACGGUUGUGGAUCUUGCGCAGUGGGUUUUUGCAUACAGCGCAGAAGACACACCUAACAACACGUGCGAUUCGGAGUGCACAACCGAGGGUUCGGGGGGAAAUAUUUCCAGGCGAACUAUCGGAGAAACCGAGUUCCACCCGGCGCAGGUGGCGGGCCAUUACAUUAAAUCCAUCCUCGGGUUUGCCCCUGGCGGCUACGCGGGCCAAUAUCCGGUUUGCUUCUCGGUACCGCCAGCACUAUCAGCGCCAGGGAUGGUUGCACUCCGUCAGGCUUGUCUCCUAGCCGGAAUCCCGAAGCCACUGACCAUCUUCGCCCCAAGAGACGAGGCAAUCGCCAUCUAUUUUCAUCACAUGCAAUAUGGCAACCUGGAUGAAGAAAUCCCUUCCCUCGUCGACAUUGUCGAUGUGGGCCACGCUGGUGCAAGCGUAUGUGUGUUGUCUGUGACCAAACAUACAAUAAAGAAGCUCGGCAUGCACUCGAUUAACAUAGGGAGCAGCUUUAUUGAUGCAGCGCUGUGCGAAUAUAUUGUUAAUGAAAUCGAAAAGAAACAUCCUCAAUGCCUGUUUUCUGGUGACCCUAAGAUGUGCCGAAGAAUCUUACGUGAAUGCAAGAAAGUGAAGGAAACCCUAUCGACAAUCGAUGAAACCAAAAUACAGCUAGAGGGAUUAAAGGACGAUAUUGAUUUUGUGCUACCCAUAAGUCGCUCCUUUGUGGAGCAAUGCGCUAUACCAUUCACCAAAGACCUCAAGAAUAUGCUUCAGGAAGCAAAGAAAAUCAUGUCAAUCUCUGCGCAGGCAGAUGAGGAAAAUAAGCCGGAUACGGUUGUAGGGCCGCGAGUUGAGGUUAUUGGCGGAGGCUGGCGCUUUCCAUACAUAUCAGAUCUUAUUAGACAGCAACUGGGGGUUUCGCGUUUAGGUGUGUCCCUGGAUGCAGUGAUGGCAAUAGCUGAAGGGAGUGCGAUCCUCGCAGAGUUGCGCUCCCACUCUGCUGCUUCCUCGGCUUCAGUGACUGAAAAAUGUGAAAAUACGGACAAUGAGGAAGCGGGUGAACCGAAGCAAGGUGAUGACAACAAAGAGGCUGUUGUGGUACCGGCCAGUGAUCGGAAUCCCGUUCAUGACGUCAAUCUUUUGAACUUUUCACAAGAAAGUGACCUGGAGCCACUUUCCUCCGCGGACGAAGUGGCGGUGGGGCAGUGGGCCAUUAUUGAGGCGAAGCUCUCCGCCACCGAUGCCGUGAUCCACGAACGUCUCGACGCCAUAAACCAACUGGAUACGUACGUUUUGCAGACCCUCGAUACGGUUGAACACUCUGAGGCCGACAAUGCCACCAAGGAUGCCGCGCGAUCGUAUUUGUACAAUAUCGAUGAAUACGUUCGAGCCGAGUGCAAUGAUGAUGAUAAGGAUACUAUUCUAGCUAAGCUGACUGAAGUCAAGGGGCACAUCGAGGAGAAACACACGGAAAUUGCCAAAUAUCAUGAAAAGGUCCGUGUAGAGGCAAAGAAGAAGGAGGAAGAACUCAUCAAACUUAGUCAGCAGCAGAGGGAGGAAGAGACAGAACUGAAAAGCGACCCCCAACGCCUUCGCGUGGCGCAAAAGCGUCGGGAGCAAGGGCAGAGCCUUUUCAAGCAAGAGUGCUGGCAAGAGGCCCAAACGCGUUUCGUGCAGGCUUUAGCUAUUUUAGGCCAGCUUUACGACACCAGCAGUGAGGAAAACAAAUCCAAAAAAGAUGAAAUUUCCCUAUCCUGUCACCUCAAUAUUGCCUCGUGCAGCGUAAAGCUUAGCCUGUGGAGGAAUGUGGUCAACAACUGCACCAGCGCGCUGGAGCUGUCCCCGAAUCACCCCAAGGCGUUGUUUCGUCGCGGCCAGGCGUACCGGUCGAUGAAGGACUUUGAGGCCGCGUUGAAGGAUCUCGAGAUGGCGCGGGAGUUCAGUAAGGACGAUCCUGCCGUCGUUGCGGAGCUCACGCAAGCCAAGAAGAGCCUUAGCGCGCAGAAGGCUCAGGAAAAGCGGAUGUUUUCCAAAAUGUUCUCGUAA
This is a messenger RNA of Phytomonas sp. Hart1, 2250 nucleotides long. Lineage: Eukaryota; Euglenozoa; Kinetoplastea; Trypanosomatida; Trypanosomatidae. The record is from the annotation of a GenBank genome assembly.